AUGUCGAAUUUAUCCAAACUUGAGUUUGUGGCAUUAGAUAUUUCUGAAAAGAAUUAUCUUUCAUUGGUACUCGAUGCUAAGAUUCACUUAGCUGCUAAAGGUCUUGAGGCCACCAUUACUCAGGGAAAUGAAGCAUCGAGCCAAGAUAAGGCAAAGGCUAUGAUUUUCCUUCGUCAUCAUCUUUAUGAGGGCCUAAAGAUUGAAUAUCCGACAAUAAAACAUCCACUUGAAUUGAUAACCUCCCAGUUGAAAUUAUGUGGGGAAACUAUAAAAGAUGAGGACAUGUUGGAAAAGACACUUACUACUUUCCAUGCCUCACAUGUGAUAUUGCAGCAUCAAUAUCGUGAAAAGGGUUUUCAGAAAUAUUCUGAAUUAAUCUCAUGUCUUUUGGUAGCUGAGCAACAUAAUUCUCUUUUAAUGAAAAAUCAUGAAGUUCAUCCUACUGGAGCUGCUCCAUUACCGGAGGCAAAUGUGGUGGAAGCACGUGAUCAAUCUGAAGUAAAAAAGGAUGAUCAUCGGGACUAUAAUAAUGCACGGGGGCGUGGCAAAGAUAAGAGGUGA
Molecule: messenger RNA, 561 nt
Organism: Solanum pennellii
Lineage: Eukaryota; Viridiplantae; Streptophyta; Magnoliopsida; Solanales; Solanaceae
Exons: 2
Coding region: 1-561 (186 amino acids)
Source: RefSeq, a predicted model, not a curated record